AAAUCAACGCUAAUAGUGUUAUCCCACCGACUUACUGCAUCCCUUCCUGAGGAGCCCCUGUUGGGACCAGUCGUCGAUCUUCAAUUCGGUGAUACCGUCCGAGUCGCGCCGUGUGUCACAACCUUGGCCUGACGUUGUCGUAUAUAAAGGCGUGCGGACUGUUUCAUUCACUCGAAGCCAUUCUUUCGAUCCUCCAUGUCUUCCAUCGACGGUCCAGCCCUCCCGCCAGAAAUCAUUGAUGCUAUCAUCGACCAGGUGCAUCUCAUCGGUCCUGUUUCACGUGUAAAGGACCAGGAAAGAUAUCACAAACGGAGGGAGACUCUGGGAGCCUGCUCUCUAGCGUCUCGGUCUUGGCUUACCCGUAGCCGCUUCUACCUCUUCGAGACCGUCUUCCUCCCCCCAAAUGAUGUCUCCCGAUGCAGCGCAUUUGCUGCCAUGCUGGCCCACCCACUCUGCACCUUCACUUCCUACGUUCGAACUCUCAUUAUCCGCGAAGCGCACAGUCUAAGUGGCCUGGGCACGUUGUGGCUCAACGAUGCUUUACCCCAUCUCUCACUCCUCACUCACGUCAGAACGCUCUCAAUCACCGGCGCACGUUUCGAUAGAAUGCGCUCGGACACUUGGUCCGAGUCGGGCAUCUCGUUCUUCGCGAAAAUGGGCAUGAAGCGGCUCCAGCUCUUGUCGUGCCAAUUCCGAACCCCCGAUCAGUGCCUGGAUGCGUUGUCCGUGUGUGGUCACCUCGAGGAACUCACCCUGCGCCGCACCGCGCUGGAUAUGGACUUGCUUUUAGGGAUGCAUAUCCUUUUGGGCCCCCCACCUGUACCUCCGCCCCGCCUUACCAAGCUCAGACUUGAUAGUCACCGCUUGGGGAACUAUGACGCUGUCCUGAGGUGGUUGGCAUCGACCCCGAUUAUAACGCACCUCAUUCUUGAACGUAUCACUGACACAGAAACGCUCGCCGUUGCGGAUUUCGUGGAGAAACUAGGUCCUUCCCUUGAGGUCCUUGAUUUAAAUGUCGUUGAUGUCAAUGAAGAGACGGCUACGCAGGAUGCCUUCUGUCGAUACGUUGACCUGAGCCACAAUACACGUCUGCGUUCCCUCGCGUUUGAUCAGCUCAUUCUAGCCGAGCCUUACCAGGCCCGCCUCACCGCAGCAAAACAUAUACCACAAGUUAUCGACAGGGUAUCCUCCGAGAUCAAAGAACUCAUCCUCCGAGUGCAGAUUAACAGCACAGACGACCUUGAUCUUAUUGAUUGGGACAUCAUCGUCUACACCAUCAAUUCCAAGCGCAAUUGGGGAUCUUUGGAGAGCAUCGUGGUUUCCGGUCCUAGGAAAGAGAUUCUGGAAGAGUCAGAACAUUGGAUGAAGAAGAGGCUGCAGGGUCUGAAAGGAAAUGUCAAUGUAACGUGCACCCUUCUCCCUACGGUUAUGGUAGGAGCACCAGCGUUCGUCUGGGAGUCGCCGCAGCUGAUGCUCUUGCGUUUUCCCUAGGUCAUGGCGGCGUAGAUUAUGCCCGUUAUGUAUUAUAGACACGAAUAUAACAAUGCGGAUUGAUAC
This is a messenger RNA of Guyanagaster necrorhizus, 1557 nucleotides long. RefSeq lists its product as uncharacterized. The record is from RefSeq and is a predicted model, not a curated record. Bases 196 to 1491 code for a protein of 431 amino acids. NCBI's taxonomy places the organism in Eukaryota, Fungi, Basidiomycota, Agaricomycetes, Agaricales, Physalacriaceae. The transcript is spliced from 2 exons.